Daphnia pulicaria is the source of this 1626-nucleotide messenger RNA. RefSeq names its product tubulin polymerization-promoting protein homolog (gene ringer). The transcript is spliced from 6 exons. The record is from RefSeq and is a predicted model, not a curated record. Gene Ontology annotation, biological process: positive regulation of protein polymerization; microtubule polymerization; microtubule bundle formation. Gene Ontology annotation, molecular function: tubulin binding. Lineage: Eukaryota; Metazoa; Arthropoda; Branchiopoda; Diplostraca; Daphniidae. Bases 402 to 1058 code for a protein of 218 amino acids. Gene Ontology annotation, cellular component: microtubule.
AGCUGUAUUCCAGGGUACGGCAGCUGGACCAGAGUGUGCUGUUUGGCGUGCUGGCUGUAGGUACAAGGUCCUCCGCUCACGACACGCGCUCAAUCAGCAGCGGUCCGCGUUAACAACAACAACAACAAAAGAUCACCUCCGCGUGCUGCACGCCAUCCUUCAAAAACAGCCAUCCGUUUCCAUCUCUUCCAGCAACUGGACAAUCGCAGCAGAUUGCCAUAGUCUGACCGAGUGAAAGAUUCGUGCGUUUCGUGCUGCUGGUUCGUCUCAUCCAUCAGUUGGCUCUUUUUUUUUUCGCCCCUCCGGUUUGGACAUCGUAUAGACCACCAUCCGCUGGAACCGGAAAUUGAAAGGAAACGAACAAAAUUCCAAAACAAGGCGACAAAUUUCAAAAAUAGAAAAUGGCUGAUGUCAACACUAAGUCGUCACCAGACGGUUUGAACGGUGAGCAACCACUCCAGUCGCUGAAGGAUGAACUGCCCGAGGUUUCAGCUCCGGAAGCGGCUCCUGUAAUAGCCCCCACCACGGCUGAGACUGUUGCUGUUCCGGCUUCUCCUCGUCCAGGAUCAGGAGCCAAGAAUCUAUUGACGGAGCUCUUCCGCGCAUUUGCGAAAUUCGGCGACAGCAAAGCCGAUGGCAAGGCGAUUUCUUUGUCGCAGAGUGAUAAAUGGAUGAAACAAGCCAAAGUUAUUGACGGCAAGAAAAUCACGGCCACCGACACCGGCAUCUACUUCAAAAAACACAAGUCACUCAAGCUGGGACUGGCAGACUACCAAAAGUUUCUGGAGGAACUGGCUAAGGCCAAAAAAAUCGAGCUGACUGAAAUCAGAGAGAAGAUGAUCCAAUGCGGACCCCCAGGAACAACCGGAACUACGGUCACCAUGAAAACGGCCGCAGUGGACAGACUUACAGACUCUGCAAAGUACACCGGAUCUAGUCGGAUGCGGUUUGAUGAGAGCGGGCGCGGUCGCGGGAUGGAUGGAAGGCGAGACAAACCUGACGGUUCCGGAUACGUUCAAGGCUAUGACAAUAAGAACUCUUACGAUAAGAGUCAUUGAAGAAAAGAAAAAAAGGAUGAAUUGAUUCACUUUCCUUCAAUACCUAAAGCGCAAUUUUUCAUUUGCUUUUCAAUUGUUGAAAGGGAAAUCAUUUUGGUUUCGAAUGCUACCCACUUCCGUAAGGAGUCUGUUCUGUGUUUGAACUUAACCCAUUCCGUCGUACAUGUAGAAGUCGCAUUUCGUGAAAUUUCUAAAAACUAAAGCAUUAAAAGUUAACCCGAGAAACAUAAAGUACAAUUUCAAAAGAAGCCGUUUGCCACUUUUGUGGCAAAUGCGCUCCCUUGCCCUUUUCAUCGAUUUAAUAAUACUUCUCCAUUCUGUUUAAUAAUCCAUUUGCAAAACGUAUUUUAGAUUAAGGUUUUCGCUUUACAGAGUUUAACAGGGAGACGCCCACACUUUCUUCUUCCGCUUUUUACUGCUUAAAGAAACAAUAACAAAACAAAACUUCCCUGCAUUACCCGACCAUGAUGACUCGAACGAACCAUUUACAAUCCUUUAAAGUGCGUUAAGCACUACAUCCGUCUGUGUAUUGUCUGGGGGUAUGUAAUACAUGUUUUCUUGAAUGGAA